AUGGAAGGGAACGCCGCGGUGGAUAGAAACAACGAGGCGAGGAAUCGUGAGCUUAUUCAGCAGUACCUGAAUAUUUUGGACGACUCGGCUGAGGGGAAGAUCUACGUGCAGAAAGUCGAGGACAUGAUAAACAGCGAGUGUCCGCGAUUGAUUGUCAAUUUGAACGAUGUCCGUAGGAAAUCAGCUGAAAGGGCCUCAGGGCUUAUUCACAAUUUCGUCGAGGAGGUUAUUUGUUUGGAGCAAGCCACGAAAGAAAUUGUUGGUCGAGCCAGUCCGGAUUUCGUCAAAAAACACGAAAUUCAAGUUGGCUUUGAAGGCGCCUUCGGAGAUCGCCAUGUGAACCCAAGGUCUUUAAAAUCCGUAUUCCUUGGAAACCUUGUCUGUUGUGAAGGAAUCGUAACAAAAUGCUCUACUGUUCGUCCAAAAGUGGUUAAGAGUGUACACUACUGCCCUGCAACGAAGAAAACGCUGGAGAAGAGAUACAGAGACAUUACCUCUUACGACUCUUUUCCCAGCAGUAAUGACGAGAACAAAAAUCCCUUGGAGACCGAAUUUGGCUUGAGUACAUACAAAGAUCACCAAACGUUCUCCGUCCAGGAGAUGCCUGAGUGCUCACCAGCUGGUCAGCUCCCGCGCUCUGUCGACGUGAUUGCGGACAACGACUUGGCCGACUUGGUCAAUCCAGGCGACCGCGUCCGUAUCAUCGGUCUUUACCGUGUGCUGCCCAAUAAGCAAAAUGGAUAUUCGACUGGAUCCUUCAGGUCAGUCGUCAUUGCCAACAAUAUACAGCUUCUCUCGAAGGAAAUAUCACUGGACUUUGAUCCUGAGGAUGUGAGAAACAUUCGAAAAAUCAGUAGGAAGAAAGACGUUUUUGAACUUGUUGCUCGCUCUCUGGCGCCAUCGAUUUGGGGUCAUGAUGAGGUGAAGAAAGCAAUUUUGUGUCUCCUACUUGGGGGAUGUGAAAAAAUACUUGAUAAUGGAAGUCGACUUCGUGGAGACAUCAACGUUUUACUCAUUGGAGAUCCAUCUGUUGCUAAAUCUCAACUUCUAAGAUAUGUAUUGCAAACUGCUCCUCGUGCUAUUGCUACAACUGGACGUGGUUCGUCCGGAGUGGGUUUGACCGCAGCAGUCACUACUGAUGCGGACACUGGCGAAAGGAAGCUUGAAGCAGGAGCAAUGGUGUUAGCAGAUCGAGGAGUGGUGUGUAUAGACGAGUUCGAUAAGAUGUCCGACAUAGAUCGCACUGCUAUUCAUGAAGUCAUGGAACAAGGACGUGUCACUAUAGCAAAAGCUGGAAUUCAUGCAAAGUUGAACGCACGGUGUUCAGUUUUAGCUGCAGCUAAUCCAGUUUACGGAAGAUAUGAUCCCUUCAAGACACCCAUGGACAACAUUAAUAUGCAAGAUUCGCUCCUUUCACGUUUCGACUUGAUCUUCGUUCUACUAGAUGAGCACGAUCCUGAUCGUGACAAGGUUGUGGCCAAUCAUGUCCUGAAGCUUCAUUGUUACCGGGAUCCCGGAGAAGAGGAUGGAACUGUGCUACCUAUGGGUGCAGGUGUUGAAACAAUGAGUACCUUUGAUCUACAUGGUUCUGAAAGGACCAGCGAGAUGUAUGAGAAGAACUCGGAUUGGUUUGAUGAUUCGGCGAAGGUUCUAUCAGUUGAGUUCGUUAGGAAAUAUAUUCAUUUGGCCCGUUCUAUGAAGCCUAAACUAACUGAGGCAGCUACUGAAUUUAUAUCCGAAGUGUAUGCUGAAAUUCGAUCAUUUGACAUCUCGAAGACGGACAGAGAAAAAACUAUGCCUAUCACUGCAAGGCAAUUGGAAACAUUGAUAAGAUUGUCAACAUCAAUUGCUAAGGCUCGGUUCUCGAAGACAGUCGACAGAGUUGAUGCUGAGAAGGCAUACAAUCUCCUACACUUUGCAUGCUUCAAAGAAAAGCCCAAGGCUCGUGUAGAUUAUGAGAAUUCGAAAAAACGUCUCACUACUGAAGUACAAAGCGAUGACGAGAAAGAGAAUCAAGAGGAAGCCAGUGUUACAACUCCGGUGCGAGGAACUCGUAGACGUAUACCUGGUGUCCCCAGUGGCGAGUCGUCCCCAACUGCUUCACAACAGGCCAAGAGAGCUAGGGCGGAGCCGGCAAGUAUCAGUGUAGAUCGGUACAAACAGUUUCGCUCAUGUGUUCGGAAAGUGUUCGAUAGUCUUGGAACCAGCGAAGAUAUGGUCGAUGUAUGGAAGAUUACUGAAGGAGUGCAAUCAGAAGCUGGGACUCAUCCAUUCUCUAAUGGUGAGCUGGAGGCCGGUUAUGAGAGAAUGGCUAACGACAACGCAAUUAUGAUUGCCGAUAACAAGAUUACUUUAAUUUAA
Messenger RNA from Angiostrongylus costaricensis, 2361 nucleotides. Lineage: Eukaryota; Metazoa; Nematoda; Chromadorea; Rhabditida; Metastrongylidae. The record is from the annotation of a GenBank genome assembly.